Messenger RNA from Chaetomium strumarium, 2782 nucleotides. RefSeq lists its product as uncharacterized. The record is from RefSeq and is a predicted model, not a curated record. The coding region runs from base 293 to 2608 and encodes 771 amino acids. Lineage: Eukaryota; Fungi; Ascomycota; Sordariomycetes; Sordariales; Chaetomiaceae. The transcript has a single exon.
UUGACAUAUUCUUUUACCAACAGUAGCCAUGGAGGACGGCAGAUUCCUCGCGGAUCACGGCACCGCAUAUCUGCCCUCUUAUGAGGAUGCCAUGAUACGGCCGGACUGGCUGCAGCUCGUUGCGCCCUACUUGCCAGUUAGGGAAUAUGCACGCCUCUCUCUAGUCUCACGGCGCUUCUACCACCAGUUUGCGCCGCGUCUCUGGAAUGACCCCCUCACUGCUGCAGCCCUCAUCCAUCGAGACAAUGGCUAGUUUCCUCUCUCGCUCACCAACUUAUUUCAUACUGCAUGCAUGUCUGACCGCCAUGCAGAUCCCGAGUGGUGCCAUCGUUUCCUGGAGCAUACCGUCCGUGUUCGAGCGGAGACUCUUGCUUUGGUCACUUGCCUUGACCUGCGAAGAUUCACUGCCAUCACCUCUGAUUUCCCGUUGUACUCAGGCUGCAAGUCACUCUCCGCAGCUUUCCGCUCGCUGCCCAGCACCUUCUCCCGGCUGCGGUGUAUUCUCCUCGACGGGCAUCUCAGCGCGGAGUCUCAGGCACUAGUGGACUCCCUUGCCUCAGCGCGGGCGCUGCCACCAAGCCUCAACCCCCCUCUGCUUUUGAGUAUUCCACGGUGCCCCUCCGAGCAGUCGCCAUCUUUCUUUGCCUCCCCUUAUCUAACGAGUCUCGUGUAUCUGGACGUAUCAGAUCUGCCCGGCUCUCUGAAGACUGCCCUGGUACAGCGGAAACUGAGUCCGGCCAACCUGCCCAGCCUCCGUAUCCUGAAGGCGCAGGGGCGGGAGAUAGACGACGCAGUCGCGAGUCUGCUCUUCAAGGUCUUCAAACAACAGCUGUGGAGUGUUAACCUCAGCCGAAACAAGCUGACGGAUGCCGUCUUCGUUGGCAUGCAUGAGUUUUCCUUCCCAGCGCAGAGCUCACGGGCAGGUGAUCCUGCUGUUGAAGGUCGACUUUCGUACUCCUCCGAUGGCAGUAUCUCGUUUGGCAAGUUCUGCUUUGUCAAGGAGUCGGAUUGGAGCACAGCUUUUAGCCAUCCUCAUAGAUAUCUUGCCGAUGCCCCCUUUUACACUACCCAUGAACACACCUGUUCCGAAGAGUCUCUUCAUCCCCGCCUGAACGGCCGGGCCAAAAUACGCCCUGACUCGGCGGAUGCAAUCAGGAGGAUACUCUCCGGUGAUGUGGGCUCUCAUAGCCCGCCAUUAGAGCACAUUCAUGGAUUGGACAUAUGCCGAGAUCACCAAGGCAUCACCCACCUGCACCUUAAUGACAACAACAUCUCCGCAGCAGGCCUUGCCAGAAUGAUCAGGUCGUCUCCCGGGCAGCUGCAGUAUCUUGAGUGUGACACCAUGUCAUUCAAGCUCCCAACAGCCGCCCCCUUCUCCUGGCUUUCCAACACGAAACUCUCAGGUAUCCUCGGCUCGGCACAUGUGUUUCGGCCCUUGUUCUCGGCCAACCUGCAGGUACUGCGCAUCCAUCACUCGCUGGUUACGCAGCUUCUGUCUCUUGAGCUCGACGGCCAGUCGCCCAUGGCGAACCUGUGGCUGGCUGAGACAGACGUGCUUCCGCGGGCAGAACUUGCAUAUCCCGAGGCAUUCGUCCCUGACAUGAACCCCAGGCUGCAAUGUCUCGUCUUGACACGAAUCCCCAGGUACUCCACCGGGCCGCUCAUUGACAAGCUGAUUGCAUUCUUGAAGCUAGCCUCCAUACAGGAGGGCGCCAUCCAAGAGGUUAGAGUCUCGACCAGUCGCCGUGGACCGGCAACCUUGCUCGGCCUGUGUCAUAUCCGUCUCGAAUUCGAUGCCGACCCCAGUGGGGAUCUCGCCGACGAUUCCGAUUUCGAACUCCUGCUCGACCCGGCCACAGUCAUGGACGAUUCGUCCAAGGAGUUCAGCUUCUUUGGCGAUUCACACUGGGCACCUUCCCCGGCAACCACCGCCCAGCCACCAUUGCCAUCAACAUCCGCGAGAGAAAACCAGUCCCCUGCGUCCACGGCCAAGGCCAGCCAGUCGGCCCAACCAGGAUCGCCACCCGCGGGGCCCGACCCGAGCCAUCUCAUGUACACCUGGACCUGGAAUGGCCAGACAUGCACCCUCCCCAUCUGGAUCGGUUCCACUACUGCUAGUACUACUCCUACUACUACUAGCCACCCCAACAACAACAGCCACACGCCCGCCGUGGCCGAAUACAUGCGGCUCCUCCGUGCCCACCCCGAUCUGAGAACCGGCCCGGUACCUGCGUCGCCAUGCCAUGUCGCCGCUGGCGUGCCAUCAGGGAGCUACAUCUUCUCCGCUGCCUGGGACGCUAUGCUUGCUCCAACUCCACCUACACCACCAACCACCACCACCAGUAGCAGUAGCAGUAGUAGUAGUAGUCCCCCCAAACCGACCGGCGCCGAACUGCGUGGGAUGAGGGAUGUCGUUGCUGCUAUCAAGGGGUACAGAGCACAGACUAGAAGGGCAUACGAGGAGGUGACAAGGGAGGCAAGGCUGAGGGGGGAGGCGGGUAGGGAGGUGAACUUGGGAGAGCCGCAUUUCCAUUGGAUGGGGAGGCUGGAGGUGAUGUUGGUGGAGGAUCCAAUGACGCGGUAUCACGCGUCGAGGUAUUGGCGGUAACUACCUAGCGGCCUCGCUUUGGAGGGUUCUGACUUGAGGUGUUGUGCCUGGGAUGGAGACACUGCACUGUACAUACCUUACGCGCUGCGAGGUGCCUAAGGUAGGUGGUACAAUAACAUGUACAUACCUCGGCAAAAAAACCCGAAAGUUUAAUUAGCUGCGACUCGUUUCGAU